AUGAAUUACUGGCUGAAGGGUAGCUCUCCAAUCGAUGACCUCGUCGGCUCAGAAGACUUGGCACUCAAUCUCGAGAUUUGCGACCAGAUCAGGUCCAAGCAGGUCUCCUCCAAAGAUGCCAUCAAGGCACUCAAGCGACGUAUCAGUCACAAGAAUCCCAAUGUCCAGCUCCUUGCCUUGGGGCUGACGGAUGUCUGUGUCAAGAACGGCGGCCAGCACUUUCUUGUCGAAGUUGCGUCUCGCGAGUUCGUUGAUAACCUAACUUCGAUCCUGAAGGCACCUGCUGGCUGCAACUUGGAGGUCAAGAAUAAAAUCCUCACUCUACUUCAGAUAUGGGGGCGUCUAUUCCGUGGGAAGCAGGGCUUGGGAUAUGUUUGCGACACCUAUCUGAUCCUUCAGCAUGAGGGCUACGAGUUUCCUCCGGUGGAUAAUGUCGGCGCAGCGCUUGUCGAGACUCCGGCACCCCCAGACUGGACGGACUCCGAUGUGUGCACACGAUGCAGGACGGCAUUCACACUCACCAACCGUAAGCAUCACUGCCGCGCAUGUGGCUCGACUUUCUGUGGACAGUGUUCCAGCAAAACCAUGUCGUUGCCUCAUCUUGGAGUCAACCAAGAGGUUCGAGUGUGCGAUGGGUGUUGGAUCAAGAAGAAGAUGGGAGGGAAAGGCACUGCCGUACAUGAUAGCUUUGGCCUUGGAGGACCAGCAGAAUUUGUUCCCAGCACGAACAGCCCAAAGCAAACCAUUACUUCGACAUCUACCAAUGCACAGUCUUCGAAUCUUGAUAAUGAGGAUGAUGAUCUGAAGAAGGCGAUCGAACUGUCACUCAAGGAAGCCAAUUCUCGGCCAGGAUAUUCAGCCCCUUCAGCAGCACGCAACGAACCCAUUUCCAGAGGGACAACAGGGCCAUCCCAUGAGGAAGACGACGCGGACCUGUUGGCGGCCAUUGAAGCGUCCUUGAAAGAGACCAAACUCAGUGGAUCUCAGUCAAAGCAGUCAGCUUAUGAAACAUACACAUACACCAAACCCGAAGUAUCUACUACUGUGAGUGCUGGCUUGGCAAACGAUCUGACAUCAACUGAGAAGGAGAACAUUGAGAUGUUCUCCUCGCUUGUUGACAGGAUUCAGAUGACGAAUGGUGAUGUUGCUGGAAAUCGGGAGGUUCAGGCGUUAUAUGAGCAGAUCUCGAAGUUUCAAAUGAAGCUUGCAUUAAGCAUUGAGGAGGCCGAUAAAAAGCAACGCGAGGCUAUCCAAUUCAAUGAGAAGAUUGAUCAGGCUGUUAAGAUGUACGAUCAUUUGUUGCAGGAGCGGCUCAAAUCUACAUAUCAGCACCGGAUAAACACCAGCGCCUAUGGAUAUCCCGGCGUCCAGCCACAUCCAGCAGAACCCCACGUGGGCUACAACGUCGCCUUGCCUUCUCAAGCAGUUCAUAAUAACCCAGGGUACCCUCAUUUGACCGGAUCGGACCCUCAUUACAGCCCAUACAUCCCAGGAGUACUUUAUAAUCAUCAGGUGCCUCCAUCCUUUGCACCACAAGCACCACAAGCACCACCCUCACAAUCCAGUUACCAGUAUCAGACCUCCGUGCCUCCAGCAACCGCCCCCUUCGAUGUUUCUUCGUCUAUGGCGGGCUCUACAGGAGUAGAAUAUGCCAGUGCUCCAUUUGCAUCCGCUCCCCCUUCAGUUCAGCAAAUACCUGCUCAAACGAUGUACCAGCCAAACCAGGAUCUGUUCUCUGUUGUUUCCCCACCUGGUGUUCAGACACCCGGCCAGUUUCAACAUCAGGGUUACCAGCCGAUAGCUACGCAGCAGAUGCAAUCUACUGCGGUCGAUCUGCAUGGACAAACAGCAUACGCACCCUAUCAGCAACAACAGGCACCAUAUGCACCAGCAGCACCGAUUGCGCCUGCAGCCCCUGUUGAGGAGAAACCUCUUAUUGAACUGUAA
Molecule: messenger RNA, 1947 nt
Organism: Gamsiella multidivaricata
Lineage: Eukaryota; Fungi; Mortierellomycota; Mortierellomycetes; Mortierellales; Mortierellaceae
Exons: 7
Coding region: 1-1947 (648 amino acids)
Molecular function (GO): metal ion binding; ubiquitin binding; phosphatidylinositol binding
Source: RefSeq, a predicted model, not a curated record